Camellia sinensis is the source of this 564-nucleotide messenger RNA. The record is from RefSeq and is a predicted model, not a curated record. Lineage: Eukaryota; Viridiplantae; Streptophyta; Magnoliopsida; Ericales; Theaceae.
AUGAAAGAUUUGGGUUUGCUUAGCUACUUCCUUGGAUUGGAAAUUUCUCAAGAUUCAUCUGGUUACUUUCUUAGGCAGACCAACUAUACUUCUGAUCUCUUGGCUCGUGCUGGCCUUACCGAUUGCAAGACUGCCACUACUUCCGUUGAUUCUCAGACUCGUCUUAUACCUCUUGAAGGUUCCCUAUUGUCUGAUGCCACUUUAUAUUGUCAGCUAGUUGGCAGUCUUGUCUAUCUCACGGUUACUCGUCAAGAUAUUGCUUAUGCUAUUCACAUUGUUAGUCAAUUCAUGGUUGUUUCCCAUUCUCCACACUAUGAUGCUCUAAUUCGCAUUUGCGCUAUCUCAAAGGCACUCUAUUUCAUGGUCUUCAGUAGUCCACCUAGUAUUCUCUACAUCUCCAUACUUUUUCUGAUCAAGAAGCAACCUCUUGUUGCUCGUUCUAGUACUGAGGUUGAGUAUUGGGUUCUUGUUGACACUACUCAAGAGCUUGCGUGGCUUCGUUGGCCUUUUUUUGAUAUGGGAGUUUCUCAUUCUGCUGCCACCAAUCUUUAUUGUAACAACUAG